Messenger RNA from Symbiodinium necroappetens, 388 nucleotides. The record is from the annotation of a GenBank genome assembly. Lineage: Eukaryota; Dinophyceae; Suessiales; Symbiodiniaceae.
AUGCAGACAUGCAACCCAGGGACCCGGCCGGAGCAUCCGGCCAGGUCGGAAUUCUUAGAAAGACACAGGAACCCUUACGGCCUUACGGUUUGGGGAAAUUCUUCCAUUGGAUCCGUGAACGGUUUCUCGAAUCGAAACUUUCAAGCUUCCAAGCUUCCGGCCAACUGGGCAAGCUCAAGGUCACGGAGGCACAUCUGCACGGUUGUGCCAGUGCUCUUCUGGAAGCCUGAUGCUCAGCUUCGAGUGCAAAUUCUUGUUUUGCUGUACUUGUGUCAUGCCGUAACCACGACUGCAGCAGGGAGUACAGUCGGCGUACUCACCUGGACCUACCACUGGCACAACUUCCUGCCAGAGUUUUUCCUGCAAGAUGUGCAGCUGCAGCUCUACG